Molecule: messenger RNA, 2703 nt
Organism: Gambusia affinis (western mosquitofish)
Lineage: Eukaryota; Metazoa; Chordata; Actinopteri; Cyprinodontiformes; Poeciliidae
Product: sterile alpha motif domain-containing protein 9-like
Exons: 3
Coding region: 150-2156 (668 amino acids)
Cellular component (GO): cytoplasm
Source: RefSeq, a predicted model, not a curated record
ACCUGCACACCUGCUGGAACUCUGACAGACGUUUUCGUGCUGUUGGUCCUCUGAUCGUAGUCCUUUUGCAGGAUUGUAAACUGUGGUGAAACAACCUUUUCAAGCAGAAGCAAGACAAACAAAAGACCCUUCUGUUUGAUACGACCAUCAUGGAAAGUAACUCAGGAGAAGAUAUGAUCUCUGCCCUUAGUCUUGAUGAAAACCAUGAUUCUUUAUUUUGUUGUUGUGAACCGAACAUUUCUGCACAUGUGAAGGACCACCCAAUGUCCUCCAACACAAAAUUGUUCUCAGUGUUGGCACUGUUGAAUGCCUAUGUUCCCAAUUCCUACCUGAACAUGGAAGAGUGUCGAGAAAUCCUAGGACCGCCUGAUCCCAUCCAUGGAGGGCCUCCCUUUGAGGAUAGAAUGCAGCCGUUUUCCGAGCUCAUCAGAGUAUCUGGCUCAGAGGUACGCCUGAUUCAUCCAGAUGUUGCUGCAAGGUCUGUGGACCUAUUGGCUUGCCUAGGGAUUCCUAGAAGUUCCUUAGCACAGGAGUGUGUGUCUCUGCGUUGUGGAGACGAAGUCCAACCUCACACUGUCCAGUUUGUCAGAGAUUUGUUAACAAGGAGAGAAAUGGGUCCAAAGGGCAAGGAGAAAUUCUCACUGCUAAUUAAAGACAUCAUAGAGAAAGAAACAUUUGAUAAAGCACUCUUGGUUUUGACAAAAGCUUCAAACAAAUUCAAAGACAAACACAUCUUCCCUCAAACGGUUGCUCGGCUGUAUUACAUUGAAGGACGUAGUCCAAACUUCAACGCAGCAGAGAAAUGGGCUAAAGAAGCCAUCAAAAGAGCCCAGAACAACUCAUAUGCUGCAGACACCCUUGGACAGGUGUACAAGAACCAUUUAUUGAGAGGGGCCAACCAAUCCAGUGAGGUGAAGGAAAUGGCUGAGAAGGCCUUCAAGGCGUUCAAAGAUGAAGAGAUGAAAGCUGACAAGGAAUUAGACCCUGAAUUGAGUGAAUACGACGACUGUGCCAACAUUUCCAAUUCGUUCAACAACCGAGGCCAUUUUGGUUUCAUUCAAGUGGCAAAGAUCGUCUCUGAGAAACACAAACAUAACAAUCCAUUAAAGGACACCCUAAAAUUGGAAGUUGAAGACAAGUUUGAGUUUUUUGAAUGGUAUCUCAGCUACUCCCAGCCUGACAGGACAACAGUAGAACCAGAUUACUUUUGGAGAGAUGUUGCCACUUGCUAUCAAAAAUACACGGCGAAAGAUGCAACUGACUCCACCAGCUUCCCAGCUCUUCUCGAUUGCCUGAAUCACGGCCUUUUCGUGUCGAAGGAAAAACGAGCCUUCCAGUCUGGGGUGACUGAGAAAACACGACCACAGUUGGAGCAAACCCGAGAUGAAUUAAAGGCUGCUCAUGAGGAAAAUGUAGAGGAUGUGAAAAUGGCACAGAGGUACAUCCUUUCAAACAUCAUCUUGAACAACAAAGAGACCCACUCUCCUCAACAUGCUUUGGUUAGAGAACUUCAGGCAAUCUUACAGAGGUUUCUGCCCACUGGGGCAAACAGUAGAGACCCAGAGUUUUACCUUUUGGUCCUGCUGUUGUUUUGGCCAGAGGAUCAGUUUCAAGACCAAACUCUAGAGGAAGCAGAUGUAGAGGAGAACAAUACAGGAGAGGAAUCUGAGCAGCCCCCUCCUGGCCUCAUGUAUGAACUUGACAUGGAAAAAUAUGUUGCUUUGAUGGAAAAAGCCUACGAUAAAGUCUACGCCAAGUACCUUCGAGGUCGUUACCUGCUGCCAAUGUUUUUUCUAGGGAAAGGCUCUGGACUUAGCAGAUGGAUCCACAGGUCUAGACUGGACAAGGAGGUGGAGCGCAUGGUGGAAACUCAGCUCGCAAAUGAACCGAGUGACACAAAUAGAAACAAAAUGAAAAUGAAGAUCAUUGAUAUGUGGAGUAGUGGGAAGGUGUGGCAGCUGCCAGAAAUCCAGGAUAUGCUUCAGCCCGUUCAAAUGGAGGCAACGCAAAGUGGAGAAGAUCAUGAAGUGUUUCUUAGUGUCGGUGGGAAGAAAAUAAGAAAAAGUCUGUGCCAGGUUGACCAUGUGUCUGAAUCAAAGCGCUUUUAUCUUGGCUUCAACAUCAAGGGUCCUGUCAUCUUCGAAGUGAAGGAUUAGUGAAACACCUUUGAUUGUCCAGAAAGACACCAUAAUAAAGGUUCAUAUACAACAUACAGCAACAAAACACUGCUGGUGUCAGCACUGGUUUCCGGGAUAGAAAGCAGCAUUUUUAUUUAUUUCCUUAAGUUUCUGAGUACAAAUGGGUCUUUUAAAAGAAAGCAGUCUGUGGAUAUUAUAACCAGUAAUGGAUGAAUCAGGGGCGGUGGAGGAUUACGGUACAUUUAAAAAGCUCACUGGUCUGUUUUCAGCUUUAUUCUGCAAACUUCAUGUUGGAUCCUAUUACUGUGAUCAAAUAUGUUAAUUACAGUGUUUUAAUGGUGGAAGCAAUAUUAAUCAACGGUCUGGGAUUCUCUGAUAUCAUUAAAAGAACAUGAAUGAAUUAUAUUGAAUUAAAUUUUUCUUUCUCCUUGUUUCUGUUGUUUUACAUGCAAACAUAAAGAUUGAUAUUCAAAUAAAUUAAGAAUGAUUAAAAUGAUACCUCCAUACAAAUGCUUACUGAAAAAACAAAUUUAUCAAAGUCUAAUAAAAAAAAAAUGCCACAAUG